UGAUUAUGUACGAAAUGCUUUUGAAACCUGUUUACCCCAUAGAAGCACUAUAGGAAAAAUGGUUUAAGACCAUUAAUGCUGAACCAGUUUCUCUAGUGAGGCAAUUAAUGUUUUGAAGAAAAAUGUAGAAUAUUCGGAUAAGCCUGUACUAUUAAGCCUCAUUAUAGAUAAGAUGUCCAUUCGGAAGCAUCUUGAUUUAGAAGAUGAUUCUAACUUUAUGGCCAAAGAGGUAUUUGUUAUGAUAAUUGUUAACAUUAAUGGAACUUCGAAGCUGCCAGUUGGCUAUUUCCUUGUAGUUGUUUCACAGUGCAUACAAUUAGUUUCUGCUACAGGAGCACGAGUUGUAUCGCUUACAUUUGAUGGUGCUCCUUCAAAUAUUGCAGUGGCAAAUACUUUGGGAACCAAUAAUUCUUAUGACUCAUUAAAAACACAUUUUUCUUUAGAUGGUAACAACAUUUAUGUUUUUUAUGAUCCAAGUCAUAUGAUAAAAUUAAUAAGAAAUGCUUUUGGGGAAAGAAAACUACUAAUAGAUGACAAUGGGAAUUUCAUUAAGUGGGAAUUUAGUACCAUAAUAUUAUAACGCUAUGUCAUACUCAAUAAAUGUUUCUGUGUAAACUACAUGUUUAUUUUUAAUAAAAAAAAUG
Molecule: messenger RNA, 644 nt
Organism: Acanthoscelides obtectus
Lineage: Eukaryota; Metazoa; Arthropoda; Insecta; Coleoptera; Chrysomelidae
Source: the annotation of a GenBank genome assembly